Molecule: messenger RNA, 1026 nt
Organism: Arachis ipaensis
Lineage: Eukaryota; Viridiplantae; Streptophyta; Magnoliopsida; Fabales; Fabaceae
Source: RefSeq, a predicted model, not a curated record
AUGGUGAGAGGGGAGAAGGAAAGGAGGAUGUGUAGGGGGGCAGAGAGGGGGAAGCGCGCCGCCGGCAGUGAAGACGGGGUGGCGGCGGAGGGAUUGGUCACGGCGUGGUUGAGAGGAGUGAGAGGGAGAGAGAGAGAACGGGUAGUGGUGAGAAGGGAAGAGGGGUUGAGGGUGAGGGAGGGCGAGUCGCCGGCGGUGAAGAUGGCGCGGCGGCGGAGGCGGUGCUGCUGCCGCGAUGACAGAUGGGGCGAGGAGAAGAAGAUAGAGAUGCAGGUUGUAUACUUCGGUAAGAUUGUGGAUAUGGUGACAGAGCGGAGUAUGCUUCCCUCUCCAAAUCCUAGAUCGAAGCCUUCCUCAAUUCCUCCAAAUCCCACCGCCGAACAGAGGAGAACCUCCACCGCCGGUGCACGACCCAGCCUCCACCCAGCAGCGUUUCUGGAGCCACCUCUGACCACGCCACCUGCGACCUCGCCGCCUCCAGUCUACCCAGCAGCGUUUCUAGAGCCACCUCCGACCUCGCCACGUCCGACCUCGCCGCCUUCAGUCCACCCAGCAGCGUUUCUGGAGCCCACCCACGACCUCGCCACGUCCGACCUUGCCGCCUCCAGUCCACCCAGCAGCGUUUCUGGAGCCCACCCACCCAGCCACCGAUUGUCCGAUUCAAGUGCAUAUGGAGCCCGAGCCAUCUAUUCAGGGCUCAUGUUUGGGGGCAAUUUUGCUUAUGUUAUUAAGGACGUAAGCUUGUCAUUGAAACAACUUAUCUUAGAGAUUAUGGCAUCAAGGAUGGUGACCAGUGAUCUAUCCUAUAACUUUUUGGAAGGAGCAAUCCCAGAAAGUCUUGGAGAGUUGACAUCAUUACAGAGACUGAACCUAAAUGGGAAUAGGCUGUCUGGAAGUGUUCCAGCAAGUCUAGGAGGAAGACUAUUGCACAGAGCUAGCUUCAAUUUUACGGAUAACAGAGGACUGUGUGGUAUACCUGGUUUACCUAGCUGUGGACGUGGUGUCUUAGAGCGGGCAUUGGAUUAG